CAACUCAGCAGUCUGAGCGCGAUGACACCUCCCAAGUUUGUUGUGUGUCUGACAUGUCUGCUCCUGGAGACAAUAGCUCGAGUGGCGACUCAGAAAUUCUCAUCUCAUCGUCAAGAGGCUCGUUUUAUAUCAGCUGAUGUUGGUGAUAGCUUGACUUUACGGUGUUUCUAUGAACAAACAGAUGCAACAAGGUUUUACUGGUACAAGCAAAGUCUGGGACAGAGACUGAGGCUCAUCUCCAUGUUCUACAAGUUUAACAAAGAAGCCACAUUUUAUGAUAUUUUCAAGAGCAACCCGCGCUUCACACUGGACACUGAAACAGGAAACAAUCAUCUGAAGAUAACAGAUCUGUGCAUUUCAGACUCAGCUACUUAUUACUGUGCAAGCAGCAACUCAUUCUUGUUGGAGUUUGCAGAGGGCACCAUCGUCAACGUAAAAGGCUCAGGUUUGAACAUCCGACCUUCAGUCCAGCAGUCGCCGUCUGAGAUCAUCCAACCAGGAGACUCUGUGACUCUGAACUGUACAGUACACACUGGGAUCUGUGAUGGAGAACACAGUGUUUACUGGUUCAAAAAUGAAGAAGACUCUCAUCCAGGAGUCCUUUACACCCACGGAGGCAAAAAUGAUCAGUGUGACAGGAAACCCAACACACAAACACAAACCUGUGUCUACAACCUGCCGAUGAAUAACCUCAACCCGUCUCAUGCUGGAACCUACUACUGUGCUGUUGCCUCAUGUGGACACAUAGUGUUUGGAAAUGGGACCAAGUUGAGCUUUAAGGAUGAGGAGAACAUUGGUGCUUCUGUUGCUUAUUUCUUGAGAGGGGCCUUUACAUUCACCUCCUUUUUGAGUGUUGUAUUGGCUUUCUCAGUGUAUCUGAUGAACAAGGAAAACUGCUGCAACUCUCCAGAGUCUCAAGCAAACUUAUCAAGUUCAGAUGUAAAGGGUCACCGACAUGGAGAAAACAUCUAUAACGCUGCCGCAAGUGUCAACCUGACCAACAGAUCAAAAAGCCAGAGGGAUCCUACCUGGAGUGACUGCAUGUACUACAGCAUAAAGCAGUAGAACUGUAUCACUGUUUCAUUUGCUUUCGAGUAAGACAGGAUUUCUUUUUUGGUUGUGUUCAAUGUAGAAAUAAUAUGAAACAAAUCCGCUUUUAUCGCUUCUUUGUGGCCUGCAGCUGAAAUAUAUAUCUUUGCUUUUAUAAUAUGAUUUAGGACAUGAAAAUGCAGAUUAAAAUAUCCAUAAUGCAUGCUUAGAAUGUGUUUUGUCUGUAGGGUCUCAAGCAGGUCAUGUCUGCUAUGAUGUUGUUUUUAUUCAUUAAGUGACCUGAUGCAGAAGAAGUAAUCACUCGUCCUUACUGAGGGUGAAGAUUGUCUCUGACUUCAUGUGUUUUAACCUCAUUGUCGCUCAACAGAAUCCUGUGUGUGUUUUUGCAUUUGAGCUUUAAGUCGCUGAUGAUCAAUAAACAUAAUCCAAAG
This is a messenger RNA of Stegastes partitus (bicolor damselfish), 1481 nucleotides long. RefSeq lists its product as uncharacterized. The transcript is spliced from 6 exons. Bases 22 to 1065 code for a protein of 347 amino acids. Gene Ontology annotation, biological process: response to bacterium. Lineage: Eukaryota; Metazoa; Chordata; Actinopteri; Pomacentridae. The record is from RefSeq and is a predicted model, not a curated record.